This is a messenger RNA of Metopolophium dirhodum (rose-grain aphid), 2034 nucleotides long. RefSeq names its product beta-1,3-galactosyltransferase 5-like. Gene Ontology annotation, molecular function: hexosyltransferase activity. The transcript has a single exon. Lineage: Eukaryota; Metazoa; Arthropoda; Insecta; Hemiptera; Aphididae. Gene Ontology annotation, cellular component: membrane. The record is from RefSeq and is a predicted model, not a curated record. The coding region runs from base 300 to 1415 and encodes 371 amino acids.
UUUAAUAUGUCGCAGAAAACCAACACACGGUCGCUCACGAGAUUCCAAGGACGCGAAGUAAACACACCGCGGCGACUAUACAGAAAAUCUUACGAGUCGGCGUCGACGCGCUCGCUCGGAAGUGCGACGUGUAUACAAUAUUAUAAUGUUAUUGUAUUAUUAUCGUUUACGUGACGCGGAAAACAAAAAAAUAAUAUCGUUAUCUUCAACGAGCGCCGCGUCGAUGGCGGACCGCCGGUGCACCGACCCGUAGCAGCAGCAAGCACCGGCUGCGGCCGCACCGACGGUGACGGCGGACGAUGGCGCCGCGGCCGCCGUCGUGGAGGUACGAAAUCGUCAUGUUUCUCGCCGUCAGCACGUCGUUCAUGGUGCUGUUCGACGCGUUUUCCGCAGACCGCGACACCCGGCGGAGCGCGCCGAUGCGCCCCGGACCGUCACCGAUGCUCACCACCGAUGGCCGGCGGCGGCGUCCGUUGUUGGACCUGAACGGCUUCGAGUACCUCAUCGACAGCGGCACGUGCGACGGGCCCCGACGCCACACGCCCAUAGUGGUCCACAGCCACGUCGGCCACUUCGAGCGCCGCCGGGCCAUCCGCCAGUCCUAUCCGCGGACGGUGCUCGAUCGGCUCGGAUUCCGUUACGUGUUCAUGGUCGGCUUGCCGUCGUCGGGCGACCGCGACGGCGACCUGCAGGCCCGGCUGCUCCGGGAGUCGUCCCGGCACGGCGACGUGGUGCAGGGAAACUUCCGGGAAGCGUACAGGAACCUGACGUACAAGCACGCGAUGGCCCUGACGUGGUUCGCGAAACGGUGCCCGCGGUCCGACUACAUGGUUAAGAUGGACGACGACAUCGCGGUGAACGUGUUCAAGCUGAACGCCGUGCUGGGACGGGCCGGCAACCGCGAUCUGGCCGGGUGUGUGAUCGCCGCGAAACCCAUACGGGACAAGAGCAACAAGUGGUACGUGAGCCGCGCCGAGUUUGCGGGCGACGCGUACCCGCCGUUCCUGUCCGGUUGGCUGUACGCGGCCAGGGCGGCGUCCGUCCCGCGUCUGCUGCUGGCGAUCGACGAGCGCGAAAAAUACUUUUGGAUCGACGAUCUGUACGUGACGGGCAUACUCGCCGAACGCGCAGGACUCGCGUUCACCGACCUGAGACCAGACUUCGAGACCGACCCGGGACCGAUACACUGUUGCGUACACAAGCGACAGCGGUGCGACUUUCUGGCAGCACCCACCGGCGACGACGACACAUUGCUCCAGCGGUACGCUGAACAGCUUACAACUUGUAAGGCUACCAACUCUUCCUGUGACGUGUUUCGCAAGUCAAAACUCCAUCACAACUGUCUGGAUUUAUGGAAAAAGAAACAACCACUAGAUACGAGGAUGGGAAGACCGUCAAUCGAAAUAUUGAAUUAGGAUUAACAAAUAACAAUCUACAUAUUAUUGUAUACAUUUAUUGUAUGGAUUUAAUGAGCCGAUCAAGCAAAAAACUAUUAAUCGUAUAUUAUAAUUAAUAAUAUAUUGAAACAGUGGCGGAUCCAGAGUUAGGAAACUGUGGGUCAGAACAUUUAAAGGGCCACUUAUUAAAACCAGAUUAGAAACCUAUAUUUGUGGACUAGGUAUAUAAAACAAAAAAAAUUAAUUUGUACUGUAUGUGUACUGUUUGAGGGUCCAAUUAGUGUCCUACUACCCAAGAUCUUAAAAGAGGCCGAUUUGAUUAGCAAAUAUUAACUAUGGGUCAGCUGACCCCCCCCCCUAGAUCCGCUCCUGUAUUGAAAGCGAUUCACCAUUUUAUAAAUCAAAUAUUUCAUAUUAUUUUUCAUGUGAUAAUAUUUAAUAAUGUAUUUAUUACAGACAUUAAUAAUGUCUUUUUAUUCUACAUUUAUGGUAGAAAUAAAUUAAGUUCCUUUUUUGUUCAUUUUGGUGUUUAUUUUAUUUUUAUAAAAAUUAUUUGACUAAUACCUCCUACUAUAGUAAUGUUUUGUUUAAAUUAUUUUUUAUAAAUAAAUAUACAAUUGUUAUGAGAAAUAAAUAA